ACUAAACCUAAAAAAAUGAACAGUUCGAAAGUCCCCUUCAAAGAUCUUCCUCCAGCACAAGAGGGCCGUGCUCACAGGAUCCCUUCUGGUCGAAGCCAGAAGGGAUCUGGUGCUAGUGCCUUAAGAGGUGCAGGAAAGAAGGAUAAGAAGGAAGAACUUAAAGUGGAAAGAGAGCAAGCAUUGGAAGCAUUGACGUGCCCGGUAUGCUUUACUUCGGAGUAUGAAGACUUUCAGUUAUGUAAGGAGUGAGGGUUUAAUGCCUGUAAGAUUUGAUGGGAUGUGAUAUUGGUGAGGACUAGAAAAUGUCCUCAGUGAAGGAAAGGAAUUACGAAGGGUGCUCUUGUUCAGAACUUUGCUGUGAACAAAAUCAAAGAAGAUAGGAAAAUCAUUCAGUCUAAGCCAGACCAAGAAAUGUUUCGUUAUUGCCCUUAUCAUGAGCGCAAUGGCAAUCAUAUUUGAGAAACUUGCUUAAAAUUUGUCUGAGUUACUUGUAUGACGGAAGGUACUCAUUUAGGUCAUGAAAUUUAUGAUGCAGAUGAAAGACCAGACCUUCAAGAUAGCAUCAUUGGAGCCCAAGAGCUUUGCAUGAACCUAAAAAACUGAUCCAAAUAUCUCGAAGAAGCUACUGAAGAGCACUUUAGGGCAGUUGAGAAUUGAGAAGGAAUAUUAGAAAGAUAUGUGAGCAAUCUUAAAGCUGUAAUCAACAGCGAAAUCGAUAAAUAAAGCUGAAAGUAUAAAGAAGCAAAUAUCUGAUCACAGAAUGAUCACUUUCAAAGCUCAGGAAGAAUCUACUGUCUUUCAAGAUAUCACUAGAGUUAUCUGAGAUGAAAGUCUUGAUGAACCAGAUGGAUCAAAACUGAAAGAAAUGUUCUAUGAUUUACUUGACGAAGGAGGUAUUAGCGACCUCAAGAAGUUAUUCCUUCCAAAAUCCAAAAGCAUAUCUAAAGAAAGAGUCAGGUCCUAUUUCCACCUUAAACCCCCUAGCUUAAGCCAAAGAAAACUAAACACUGAAGUAAAGGAGCCUCUCAUUCGUGAAAUUCUUAACCUAAAAUAG
Moneuplotes crassus is the source of this 1054-nucleotide messenger RNA. NCBI's taxonomy places the organism in Eukaryota, Ciliophora, Spirotrichea, Euplotida, Euplotidae. The record is from the annotation of a GenBank genome assembly.